AUGAGCGCCUACCGCGGGCUGCGGGUGUUGGGUCGUCGGGGCGUGUGGGCGGUGGGCGCGCGGAGGGGCCCGGGGCCCCGCGCCGAGGUGGAGGGGCCCGGGCCCGCGGGCGGCGGCGGCGGCGGCGGCGGCGGCGGGCCCGGGGGCUUGGGCUUCCGCCCGUCGCGGGUGGCCGUGGUGGCCAAGACCACCCGCUACGAGUUCGAGCAGCAGCGCUACCGCUACGCCGACCUGUCGGAGGACCGGCUGAGGCAGCUGCUUGCAUUGAAAGGAUCCAGCUAUAGUGGACUGCUGGAACGGCAUCAUAUUCAUACUAAAAAUGUGGAGCAUAUUCUAGAUAGUUUACGGAAGGAGGGAAUUGAGGUGCGUCUAGUGAAAAGGAGAGAAUAUGAUGAAGAAACUGUUCGAUGGGCAGAUGCUGUGAUAGCUGCAGGAGGUGAUGGAACAAUGCUGCUGGCAGCCAGUAAAGUUUUGGACAGACUUAAGCCAGUUAUUGGAGUAAAUACCGAUCCAGAACGAUCCGAGGGUCAUUUGUGUUUGCCGGUGCGAUAUACACACUCCUUUCCAGAAGCCCUAAAGAGGCUCACGCAUGGUGAGUUCAGGUGGCUUUGGAGGCAGCGAAUCAGGAUGUACCUUGAAGGGACUGGCAUAAACACAGUCCCCGUAGAUCUACAUGAACAGCAGCUGAGCCUGGAUCAACACAGCAGAGCCCUCAACAAUGCAAGAAUCCAGGAUAAAACAAAAAUGGAAGACUUGAAGACAGGGUCAUCAUCAGAGUCUGAGAUUUCGGGGCCACAGCUUUUACCAGUGCGAGCAUUAAAUGAAGUCUUCAUUGGGGAGAGUCUGUCAUCCAGGGUGAACUAUAAAUCCUGCAAAUCCAGUUUUACAUUCUCACUUCAUAGGGCCUCCUACUAUGAGAUCUCCGUUGAUGACGGUCCCUGGGAAAAGCAGAAGAGUUCAGGACUCAAUUUGUGUACUGGGACAGGAUCAAAAGCUUGGUCGUAUAAUAUCAACAGGGUAGCCACCCAGGCUGUGGAAGAUGUUCUGACUAUUGCUCAGCGCCAAGGGAAUCUGAAUAUUCCUCUGAGCAGGGAGCUAAUAGAGAAAGUAACAAAUGAGUACAAUGACUCUCUACUCUAUAGUCCAGAAGAGCCAAAGAUGCUUUUCAGCAUUCGAGAACCUAUCGCAAAUCGUGUUUUCUCAAGUAGCCGUCAGCGCUGUUUCUCAUCAAAGGUUUGCGUACGUUCUCGUUGUUGGGAUGCCUGUAUGGUUAUUGAUGGAGGAACUUCUUUUGAGUUUAAUGAUGGAGCAAUUGCUUCGAUAAUGAUUGAUAGAGAAGAUGAACUACGAACUGUGCUGUUUGAACAGUGAAGGACUUAACUCGGCUCACAUUAGGAAACGCCGAGCCCCACAGGAAAAGAUAUUCCCUGCAGAAAUGGGCCGCGUGAUUUUUGGUCUUGAGGUUCUUUUCUGGGGAAAAAGAACCAGAAAAGGGCAGGGAUUUAAAGCACUCUUCUCUUUUCCAACUGUGGCAAAGAAUUUUGAAGAAAGUUAGGUCAUCAUCCAAGUAAACGUGGAUUGGAGUGAGCUGGAAAUUUUGGAAUUGGUGUCAGUGAAGUGUCUGUUUCGCCUACAAAGCGUAGAGUCACAAUACCUUCUUAUAUUUAGGGAGGUAGACUCAAAUGGCAAAAAGUUUAGGAUUGAAGAAUUAACCAUACAGAGUGUUCUUCUCUCCAUCCCACCCCAGCCCCAGCUUUCUUUGAUUUAUUAAACUACAUACACUUAUCCAUCAUGCAUAUUAUUUUUGUAUAAGCAGUGUGAAUGCCAAGAUCCGUUACUUUGGUGAUGAGGGUUGGGAAUUUUGCUACAACCCACCAUUUGAUUAACUGAUAAAUGGGAUCUUUUUAAACAUCCUGAGGAUUGUCCAGUUUCUGUGUACAUUUUAGAGAGCAUGGUGGUGAGAAUCAGCCUUUUUUCCUCUUCAGCUCUUUGGGACAUUGAAAUUCUGUCAUUCCUUUCUCUGAUCCUCAUCUGCCUCCCCACCUCUCCCCCCGAAAAAACAAUCCUUACUGUGGGCAAGGCAUCUCUUUUCUGGCCGUCCUUGUCUUUUAUUAGAAGGAAUACUUCCACUUAAACUACAUCUGUAAUCAGGUGGUUUGGCACAUUUUUGGUCAGAAAUGAGUUUGUGAAAAUCUGUAUGCUAGCAUUGAUGCUUAAUUGCUCCAAGACAGACUUUAUCUGGUCAAAGAAAAUGUUAUAUUUUAACCUGGGUAAUGUUUUUUUUUUUUUUCAGAAAUUAAAUGUUUUUAAAGUUAACUGCAAAUUAGACUAUUUUAUUCAGUUUUUGGCAAAGCCUGUUUAUAUUUCAAUCUAGGGUUUAUCAAGUAGAAGAAAACUUGAGAAAUAAACCAAGCAUACCCCAUCUUCUUAUAACAAUAUACAUGUAUCAAGACUUUACCUAAAGUUUUGCAGUUUUCCCAUAGAAGCUAGUGGUAAGGACGAUUUUGUGUCUUUGACUUCUUUUCUUCCCCUAUCCUGAGUUGCAGGAAAAUAUAAAAAUAAGUCUACAAGAGAACUGAUUCUAAAUUCACAAGGCAAUAAUUUCUUGUAAUUUAUCCCCAGAUAUAAUUUUUUCACCAAAUUUCCAUUUCAGCUGAAGAUUUUUUUUUUAAGGAAAGUUAGCUUCAGUUGUGAUACUUAAUGUUCACAGAAUUAAGGGGAUUAAAUAUGUUUUGAGAUGCUUUGCAUUUUCUUUUGUAUGCCAUUGGAGCUUUUGAGACUUUGUGUUUUUUUUAAGACGUCUGACUGCAGAAGAAGUGUGAUUUGUUGAAACCAUAUGUGUCUUCAAAUGGUGGUGAAGUUAGCACUAUAGCUGUGCCAAUUUUGCACUUAAAAUGAUCAAUUGCAGGAAUAUAUUUCACCUUCUGCUAUACAAGACAGCCUCUUUUUAAUGUAUGUCUUAAGUCCACUGUGAAAAACUUCCCAAAUCUUCAUGUAUUUUUGAGAUGCCUUCUUGAUGGAGAAUCCUCCACAUCUACUUUUAGAAUCUCAAAAAAUUCCGAACUGCUCAUGACAGGAUGGAAUAAUUGUUAUACCGAAUCUGUUAAAAUACAUUUGAGCUGAAUGUCUUCAAAAAUGCAUAACAAACCAUAUCGAAAAGGUGUUUUAAAAUGUUAAACAUUUCAACCUGGGUGCUUCUUUUGGAGGAAAGUGGUGUCAAGAGUAACUAAAUCUGUGGUUUUUCAUCAUU
Molecule: messenger RNA, 3250 nt
Organism: Tachyglossus aculeatus (Australian echidna)
Lineage: Eukaryota; Metazoa; Chordata; Mammalia; Monotremata; Tachyglossidae
Gene: NADK2
Product: NAD kinase 2, mitochondrial
Exons: 13
Coding region: 1-1371 (456 amino acids)
Biological process (GO): NAD+ metabolic process; NADP+ biosynthetic process
Cellular component (GO): mitochondrion
Molecular function (GO): NAD+ kinase activity
Source: RefSeq, a predicted model, not a curated record